Messenger RNA from Podarcis muralis (Common wall lizard), 5349 nucleotides. RefSeq lists its product as uncharacterized. Lineage: Eukaryota; Metazoa; Chordata; Lepidosauria; Squamata; Lacertidae. The record is from RefSeq and is a predicted model, not a curated record.
CGCAAGGUUGGCCGGUCAGGAGUUUCUCGGGCGCCAUUUUUGAAUGUAGUCGACUGGGUGGGGACGGAGUGGCGGUUAUCCCUGGAAUAUGGGUGUCACGGGGCGGGUGGAGGAGCGGCGGGCCGUUCCGCCAACAUGGAGAGGGCCAGAGCUAAGCCUCUGGCUGUUGCUGGAGCCGCGGUUUGUUGCUUAGAAAGGAAGCCGCGAUAAAUAAUUGGGCCUGGUUAUAGGAGAGGGCCGUGAGACACGGGCGCCUCGUCACAGAGAUAUGCGGGUGCCAGUCCCCAUUGUCGUGAGGGGCGCUGGCGUCACGCAUGUCUCCCCGAGCGCCAAGGGAAGGCCCGCAGCAGGGGCUGAGGGAGGAGCUGGUUAGAGCCACCUGCGGGUAAGAGACGGGACGGGAAGCCAACGCGGGUUGGCUGCGAACCUUUCCCCUCUGGGUUUAGGUGAUAUGUCCAACAAGAACUCAACGGGGUCUGACACAGAAAGUGAACAUAAUUUUUAUUCUGACUGUUGGGAAGAAAGUCUUAUACAUAUCAACAAAGACUCACUUGACUCUGACAGUGAAAGUGAUCUCUAUCUUCAUUCAAAUAGUCAGUGCAGUUUGUUUGAAAAAGAAGGAAAAAGCAAAUUGAAAAAAACUUUAUUGGUCUCAGAAAAGAGCCUUAGAAAAUACUGCAAAAACUGCCCCUUUCUACAACAUUUAGAGAACACCACACAGUUUCAAGUGGAAUUAUCUCCAGAAUCUAUAUUGCAAUUAAACUUUAAGGACUUUCAGACAAAUGGUCAGUCGUCAAAAGCUUAUUCACCCAAAAUAUUUCCAGAUCUUGACAGGUCUUAUAGAGACCAUUUGUGCUUAAAUUGUAGAAUCCCUUAUGUGACUGUUACUAAGAAUUCAGAAAAAGAACAAACCUUUUAUACAAUUAAGGAAGCUUAUGCAUUUGAUAAGCUACAUCAAAAUCAUCCAUCAACUGAUUAUUAUCCCACUUCAAAGCAGAACAAAGCUGUGCAAGUUUCCUUUCCUUGCAAAGAAACGGAAGCUGAGGAAAAUGCUGUCUGUGAAUUUUUCAAACAAUCAGCAAUACAUUCUGAAGUAGAAGAGACACCAAACAGGAAAGCUAUAAUAUUUCACAGUACUGAAAGUAUUUUCAGUAAAAAGACAAAUUCUAAUGAACUGGUGAAAGACAAUUCUGAUUACUCUUCAGAAAAGCCUUAUAAAACUCACAGUCCCCAGACACCUGAGCAAAUCUAUUUGCACCCCAGAUCUGGAGAACUUGCUAUUUCUUUGGUAUUAGAAGCAGCAUAUAGAGAUCCAUCUGGUUCAUCACAAGGAGUUGGUAAUUCUUCAAAUGUUAGGGUGGGAAAAGAGGAUUCACAGAGGCAUGCUUUAGCUUUUAAAUUUAAAGGCCCGGAAUAUAACCAGUUGUUUAAGAAGUUGCGUAUUUCUAUUGUUCCAAGUUCUGUACACUCAGAUACAGAGAAGGAAAAACAUAAUACACCUUUUAUAAAGCUGGUAGGGCUUUCACAAAUUUUGGUUGAUGAGUCCAGACCAUCUCUUGCCUCCUAUGCUGAAUCAUCUGAAGCUAGUCAGCCUCUGGCAACUCAUCCAGAGCCAUCUGAAUCCCGAAGCUUCAGCAGUGAUUCUGACCAAGUGCUAUCUUCACUGGAACUUUGGUCUUCCAGUGGGUUCUUUCCAUCACUGAAGCAUUCACACACAACUCAGUCUUCUCACUACUUUGUCCAAUCAUUGCCAUGUUACAAGGUUACCCCUGUUCAUAGGACUUCUGAAGUUCAGAAAGUUCAACUGAAGGCCUCCAGGCCUGUGAAAUCUGUUGUGUUUACCAAAAGCACAAAAGUACAGAAGGACAGGAAACUGCGAGCCAAACCUCAUACUUCCAAAUUUCAGUGGUCCAAGGCUUUGUAUACUGAACCAAUAAACCAAAAUCCUCAAGCAGCAGAAAUAAACAAACCGUAUUUUGUACCCUUAACACAGGCUACUAAAUGUACCUGCAGCCCAUUGCUCGAUUUAACUGUUGAUUUGCAUUCUGAAGAAAAGUAUUCUGAAACGCUCCGAAGUGUUCACAGAAAAUAUUUCAAAAGAACUGGAGGUGGCAAAGUAACUCCUAGAUUUUCCUCCUGUUGCCUGCGAAAUCCAAAUCCUAGAAGCCAUUUUGAGAAUCUCCAAUAUAUUUCUCCAGGAAGAAAGAAAAGAAAUUCAAAGAUGCGAAACAUACUGAACUAUUUAGGUUGGACUGGAGGACAGAAGCCAUGUGAAAACUGUAAAGGGGGUGUUUCUCCCACUCUGGAUAGUUCAAAUAUAAAGAGGAAUGAGAUACGCACUCCACAUCCCCCAACUGAUGGAAAUUCCUUUGCCUCACUUCUUCCAGGUUCAAGGAAUAGUCCAGUUCCACUUCCUACUGCACUUUCUCUUUCAAAUGAGUGGAGGCAUUCAUCUGCUCCCUGUAUGCAAACUGAAAGAGGCACUUGGAGUCCUGCACUAUCCUAUUCUGAUGCUAAAUGUAGCAAUUCUCAUUCUCCUUGUGCAAAUAUUAAAGUAGUGCAGCUACCCAGGGAAAUGAAUAUGCUUAAAAAUAAUGGAGCUGUCCAGAUGGCUGGUGGAGGCUUAGCCCCCAGGAAGCAUUCAAUCUGCCCAUGUGGAACUAUGUCUCAAUGUGGCUUGUUCCCCAAUGGAGAUAUUUCAGAGUUGGUUAAGGAAAAAGCUAGAGGAAGCCCCAAUAUUAACCCGAGAGCCAAUAUGACUGAAUUCAGCAGGGUGAAUUCCCAUGCAGGAACCUUCAACACACAGGAAGACUGCUGUGCUAGUUGUCGUCAUUUCUCUCCAAUGUGUUAUUUUCAUGAUCCACAAGAAAUGGCAAGAAAUCAUUUUACUAAAGUACAGUCCUUCUUUGAGAAUGGAUGUCCUAGGAACUUGAGAGAAAAUGUUGUAGAGAGAAACAAGGCACAGAAAAGAGAUGAAAGAAAAAAUGUCAGCUUCCAUAUAGGACCGAGUUAUUCACAAGUGACAGGUACACACAAUGCAUCACUUUCUAAUUAUGGCUAUCAGGCACCUGUUUAUCACUCUGAAUGCUCAGGCUGUUCAUGCUGCCAGAAUACUGUUAAAGAACAUCUUGACUUAAAACACCAAGUGCUAAAGAACUGCUUAAACAGAGAGAGUGUUUUUCUAGUGGACCCUGGAAAGGGGACUAGAAGCCAGUGCAAAUGUUCCCAGGAAAUCCCUCUUUUCUGUGCUAACCAAACUGAUACGUAUGAGGGAAACAGGUGUGAUUUCCAUGAGAACAGAAUCUAACCUUACUCAGGGAUCUUCACAUUUUAACCAAGGAUGGAAAAGUCUCGAUGGAAUCCACAAACGCUGUAAAAAAAGAAGAAGUUGGUACAGUUGUUUUCAAUGACAAGUCAGUGUUUUAAAAAAUGAAAUGUUGACUUGUUGGUAUGUGAUUUGUAGGGAAUAUCAAUAAAUGAAGACCCACAAAGGAUAGUCAUAAUGGGUUGUAGCCAAAUAGUGACACAUGCAGCUCAUGUUGAUACUGCAUUGCAGUUUCCCCACCAAGCAAAGAAGGAUAAACUGUUUGAUAUACGUGGAGAAUAAGAGUGCUUCUAAAUUGUUGUUGUUUUGGAUUGUGGUUCAGUCCCAUAAUGGGAAAUUCAGGUUACACAGCUGAAAUUUAUUUGGCAUUCUAGCAUAGCAACCUUGCCUUCUCCCAGAAUUGGACUUUUUGCCAUAAUGAAAGUGACUGAAAAAUGCACUGGAAAGUGUGGAUAAUGCUUGAAACAACACGGUCUGUUAUCUUCACACAGAUCAGAAUGAAGGCUCAAUAAAUAAUGUCUAACAUCCCUGCAAACUUUGUGCAAACAAAUGAGGAUAAAAGCUCAAUGAACAAGUUACCUGGAAGGAACUUUAAGUUUCAAUCCUACGCCCGCUUAUGGAGGAGUAAGCUCUAUUGAAAUCAAUAGGACUUGUUUCAACAAAGAUGUGUAACACUGCACUGUUAGCAUCAUAAUAAUGCAUAUUGUUUAUGGUAAAUUGCUGAAGUAUAUAUGAUAUUAGUCUAAUACAGCAAAAGCAAUGAAGUGUUGUGUGAUAUCUUGAAGACUAGCAGAUUUAUGGCAUACACAUUAGGCAGGGAUAGCUCCCUUGACCGUGGCUGGAACUGAUGAGAGCUUGGAGUGCAACAUUAUAUUUGGCUGCUCCUAGAUUAGAGCCUACAAGAUCAUAUUUUCUUUAGUCCUGUCCCAAAUAGUUCUGUGGACUUAACUCUCCUUGAAAGCAUGUUCUCCCUAAACAGGAGUAUUGGAUGAAAAGCUUUUUACCUCUGACCUGCCAGUGAACUGCUGUCAAGCAGCAGUUUGGCAGUCAGUGUUUCCUUCUGUUUUCUCCAGUGCUCCCUGCCAGUCUGCAUGUAAGAUUCAUGUGACUAUUUUCACUAGUUAUGAAUGCCCAGUUCAUGAAUCCUGAGUCUCAUGAUCAAUUUUUGUAUCAUCAAGUAGAUGUGCAAGUAGACUUUUCUGCAUUACCUUGUAGCACCCACAUGAUGGCAGUAUAUGAAGGCAAGACCUCUAUCUUUCAGGAUUAUUCUUCAGUAUUUACAAUAUUAUUUGAAACUUUCUCUUUUUCUUGUUUCAGUCGCUAAACUUUAUAAUCUGCACACUGUUCCUGUAAGAUAGCUUUACUCAAUUAGCUUUGCAGGAGACCUGAGCUUAAUAGAAGAGAUUUUGUGGCAUUACCAGUCUAUGCAGAUCAAUGUAGCUAGUAAAUUCACUUGGUCAUGAAUGAUAUAAACUGCAGCUGAUGUGCAUGCUUAUGCAUUAGCUUUUCCGGGUCUAGGAUUCAGUAUGGUUGAAAUUCAAUUUUUGUAACUAGCUGUGACUAAUCAAAUGAUUCACAUCACUUCACUAUGAUCCUAUUUAGGUUUACAGUGGAUGUUAUGGACUGAUGGUUUCAGCUGUUCUGUUGAAUUUAUACUCUUUUGCUGAGUUUCUGUUUAAAUCACUAGUUACUUAAAGGAAUGUGAAGCUAUGGAUGGAGAGAUCAGUCCAGCUCUUAUCUAUGUCAUUUUCACAGGUGAUCAUUCAUUAUUUGUCCAUGUUCAUCUGUAUUUUUAAAAAAAUGCAAUGAAAAUUUGUAUUUAAAUAUCUAUUUUCUCAUAUUACACAUUUCUAAAUGUAUUUUAUCUUAAAAUAGGCACUUUCAUACAAAUUUUGGUGUGUCUUUUGAGCCGAAAUCUGUAUUUCUACAUUCAGAGAAGUGUGAAAUAUCAUAGUGAAUGUGCAUUCCACAUGCUCAUAGUGUAUGUCCUUUAGUUUGGAUAAAUAUUAUUAGAAUUUACAGCA